CUCGUGACCAUCUCGGUCACGGUGUUCAGUUAUGUGUUAAUAAUAUAGACUGCCAAAAUAGAUACGUGAAUAUUUUUUCCACGCGUAUUGACGGGGUACUUCUUCCUCUGGUGUUGUUGGCAAAAUGGCCAGAUAGCGAUUUUCAAGGGAUAUUAUAA
Racocetra fulgida is the source of this 158-nucleotide messenger RNA. Lineage: Eukaryota; Fungi; Glomeromycota; Glomeromycetes; Diversisporales; Gigasporaceae. The record is from the annotation of a GenBank genome assembly.